Messenger RNA from Arachis stenosperma, 1005 nucleotides. Its product is annotated as probable prefoldin subunit 4. The transcript is spliced from 4 exons. The record is from RefSeq and is a predicted model, not a curated record. NCBI's taxonomy places the organism in Eukaryota, Viridiplantae, Streptophyta, Magnoliopsida, Fabales, Fabaceae. The coding region runs from base 179 to 559 and encodes 126 amino acids. Gene Ontology annotation, biological process: protein folding. Gene Ontology annotation, cellular component: prefoldin complex; cytoplasm.
CGCAAUACAGACAAUUUGCAUAUUUUGUCCUACUCCAUCGAAACACACACCACACGCGUUCGUUUAUCGUUUACCCAUGUACAUUCAACAGUUAACGAGAGUUGUCAACAGUAGCUCCCAGCGGUACUGAAGCCGAUACUGUGAUUGGAAUCAGGAAACCCUAAAUUGAGUCAAUAGCAUGCAGCAGGGAGGAGGAUCCGACACGGAAGUGACAUGGGAGGACCAGCAGAACAUCAAUAAGUUCGGAAGAUUGAACAAUCGCUUUCAUGAGCUCGAGGAUGAGAUCAAAAUCGCCAAGGAAACAAAUGAUAAUUUGGAAGAUGCGAGCAAUGAGUUGAUUCUCACAGAUGAAGAUGUGGUUCGGUUUCAAAUAGGUGAGGUCUUUGCACAUGUGCCAAAGGAUGAAGUCGAGAAUAGGAUAGAAAACAUGAAGGAGGUGACAAGCCAGAAACUGACAAAGCUUGACGAGGAGAAACAAUCUGUGGUUGCUCAGAUGGCUGAACUGAAGAAGAUUUUGUAUGGGAAGUUCAAGGACUCGAUCAAUCUUGAGGAGGAUUAGUAGCCUUUUGUUCAUAGGUCUUUUUGGGUUGAUUUGAACUCUAUUGGACUUUCGGGAAUUUUUCAAUCAGAUUGUCCCAUGUUUUAUUUCAUUUCAUGUUUAGAGUAUUUUCUUGGUUGUAAUCUAGUGGAAAUGGACCUCCUCUUCUGCAUGUCUUUGGUUUCAUUAUUCUCUGUCAUUUUCUUCUCUAGUUGAUCGAUCCUAAGGAAAAUCUUUAAUCACCUUUGUUGAUUAUGACUAUGAAAAAUCUGUCACUUUGGAUAAGUAACAGCGAGAGCGGCAUGUGUUUUAGUUACAUUACUCUUAAAUCUUGCUGAGAUAGAAGUGGCUGUCAUUUGAAAAAAUAAAAUAAAAUAAAUUGUGUCGAGCAUUGACUGGUACGCUUUUCAGACAAAUAUAAAUUGUCGUUUCAUUUCAGUAAUUCAGUUGAUUGAUAUGUUCAACAA